Molecule: messenger RNA, 600 nt
Organism: Lithohypha guttulata
Lineage: Eukaryota; Fungi; Ascomycota; Eurotiomycetes; Chaetothyriales; Trichomeriaceae
Exons: 2
Coding region: 1-600 (199 amino acids)
Source: RefSeq, a predicted model, not a curated record
AUGAACACGCCGGCACGUGAAUACCCAGCUUGGCAGAAACACAAGAAUACAGACAGCUUAGAUUCAGAGACGUCUUUCUUUGAUCUGUCGACCUCUUCGACUACAGAUGGUAGUUGGUCAGGCUACUUUGAUGGCUGGACCGAUCAAGCCCAAGACAACUACUGCCCCGAGAUAGUAUCAGCCAGUAACUCGCCAACACGGUCUGCCGAAUCCGACAAAACACCACUGUUUGAUCCUGAGGGACUGUUGCCGAACGCAUGUCCUCGAUCGAGCCGGCCAGCAUCGGUGAGGAGCGGUGCCAACGUCGCUGCUUCCACUCAACCUUCUAGAAGGUCCAUGAAGGCCAGACGACGAGGCAUUGUACCUCAUGCAGACCUGGCCCUAGGCGAUGAUGCUAUUACACGACUUGACAGCCUAUUGAAUAAUUCCAUGUCCAAUACUGAGGACAUCCUUGCCGCCAUGUAUAGUGCUGAUUGGGAUGCGGCCUCUCUGCAAAAAUGGUACGAACAGUCUACCCAAAGUCCAGCAGAUUUGGCACUUUUCAAAAUAAUGUUCAGCUUACGCUAUACAUUCGACGACCCGUCACCACUCCCAACAUAA